Molecule: messenger RNA, 1072 nt
Organism: Ipomoea nil (Japanese morning glory)
Lineage: Eukaryota; Viridiplantae; Streptophyta; Magnoliopsida; Solanales; Convolvulaceae
Product: FGGY carbohydrate kinase domain-containing protein-like
Exons: 8
Coding region: 16-1062 (348 amino acids)
Biological process (GO): carbohydrate metabolic process
Molecular function (GO): kinase activity
Source: RefSeq, a predicted model, not a curated record
AAAUAUAAAAAGAAAAUGUCUGCUCUCCGAAGGAUUUCGUCCGAAAGACGAAGCGUCGUUAGCGUUAGCGAUACUACCCCACUGCUCCACGACCAUCACCGCUACCGCCAUCUACGAUCGUCUUUGUCCCUUAAAGUUUCCUCUUCCACCGCAGGAAUGGACACCGCUACUUCGCUGCCUCGCUCUGUCUUCCUCGGCGUUGACGUCGGCUCCGGCAGCGCCCGCGCUGGUCUCUUUAAUGAGGAUGGGAAACUUCUAGGUUCUUCUAGCAGCCCGAUACAGAUUUGGAAAAGUGGUGACUUUGUUGAGCAAUCUUCAACUGAUAUUUGGCUCGCAGUCGGCACUGCAGUAAAAGCAGCAUGCUCUCUUGCUAAUGUUACUAGGAAUGAUGUAAAGGGUCUGGGUUUUGCAGCUACUUGUUCUCUUGUUGCUGUUGAUUCUGAUGGCGAACCUGUCACAGUUUCUUUGAGUGGUGAUGCUAGAAGAAAUAUCAUAGUGUGGAUGGACCACAGAGCAGUAAAACAAGCUGAAAGGAUCAACUCCUCUAACUCACCAGUAUUACAAUAUUGUGGUGGUGCUGUUUCCCCUGAGAUGCAGCCACCAAAGCUUUUGUGGGUUAAGGAAAACCUGCAAGAAUCUUGGUCUAUGGCAUUUCGGUGGAUGGAUUUGAGUGAUUGGCUAUCAUACAGAGCAACAGGAGAUGAUACUAGGAGCCUGUGCACUACUGUAUGCAAAUGGACAUAUCUUGGUCAUGCUCAUAUGCAGCAGAUCAAUGAGAAAGAUUCUCGCAAUAUGGAAGCUUGUGGAUGGGAUGAUGAAUUUUGGGAGGAGAUUGGCUUAGGUGAUCUUGUUGAUGGGCACCAUGCUAAGAUAGGACGAAGUGUUGCUUUCCCUGGCCAUGCUUUGGGCUCUGGUCUAACCCCCGUAGCUGCCAAGGAAUUGGGUUUGGUGGCUGGGAUACCGGUAGGUACUUCACUAAUAGAUGCUCAUGCAGGUGGCGUGGGGGUAAUGGAAAGUGUGCCUAGAUCUGUUAUUGAACCUAAAGGUUGUUUUGUCAGCUAAGUUAAUUUUG